CUUUCAAAUCCCAGGGCAGCCGGUCCUUCAAGGCUAGCAUUGCAUUUUCAAUUAGCUGCUGAGUGAAGGCUUGGCAUGUGUAUUGGUGAAGAGGCACACAGUUAGCUUAUUGUUCCUCUCCGUAUUGUGCUGAGAGGAUCCAAAGAGCUGGUGGGGAACAGGCAAGCCAGGCGUCGUUGUGGAUGUUGAAGAAGGGAGUUACUCAAACCUCGGCACCUUCACUUGCUCAGGCGGGAAUUACAGCUGUUGAUUACAAAGCCCUGUGUGUGGCUUGGCGGAGUGUGCGUAAGGAAGUACAUCACAGAUACCACUUGGGGUUAGGUUUUUGAGCUCUUUCCAUUUUUGACGAAUUCUCAUCAUUAUCAUGGAGCCCAACAGCCCCAAAAAGAUACAGUUUGCUGUGCCCUUAUUCCAGAGUCAGAUUGCACCAGAGGCAGCAGAGCAGAUCAGGAAAAGAAGACCUACGCCAGCUUCACUCGUGAUUCUCAAUGAACAUAAUCCCCCAGAAAUAGAUGAAAAGAGGGCAACCAACACACAAGGAGAACCACAGAACGCAUCCCCCAAGCAGAGGAAGCAGAGUGUGUACACACCGCCCGCCAUGAAAGGAGUUAAACAUCUGAAAAGCCAAAACGAGUCAGCUUUCCCUGAAGAAGAAGAAGGUGUAAAUGAAAGAGAGGAGACACGGGACCAUUAAUGACCAGUCUGCACCUGGAAGGCCUCUUGGGAAUAGCUGAACUGUUGAUUUUUCUGGAUGUCCCAGGAAGCCCGCGGCUUGAGUAUCAGAAGCGUUCUCCAUCUCUGUGUUCCACAAGCUUGCAGCAGUCCUGCACCUCCUGGAACUCUAGAACUAAGUACCAUGGGCUACACUCCACAUCGCGUUAAAGUUUGCAAUGAGCAUUUAUUUUUUAGGGAUUUCCUUUUGAAAUUUGCAAACAUGUGACUGUUCUAACUUUAAUACUGCCAGAGCUUAAUCCCAUAUAUUCUCUUGAUAGGUUUUGCAUUCUAGAGUCAAGUGUAAAUAGCAUCACUUUAAUAGUAAGACAUAAAUAUUUAAUACUCUUAGACCUGAGUGUUUAUGUGGGGGUUUAACUUAAUGAGGAAUGUGCAAUGAACUUGUAAGACUAUCGUGUUUCUGUAUGUAGAACAGAGCACAGAACUUAUUUCAAAAGUUAAAGAAGAAAUGUUAGGUGUUUGUAAUUGGAAUCCUAUAAAAAUAUAUACACAUUUUCCUCCUCCAUCUGCCCAUUGGUGGUUACCUAAAGAACUAUAGAACUCUCACUUUCUAGGUUGUGCAAAUAUAUUUCCCAGCAUUUAAUCUGGUCAUUUAGAAAGAAAAGUGCUAACUCUCUAAUAAAACAUGAAAAAUCU
Molecule: messenger RNA, 1368 nt
Organism: Cavia porcellus (domestic guinea pig)
Lineage: Eukaryota; Metazoa; Chordata; Mammalia; Rodentia; Caviidae
Gene: Ppp1r1c
Product: protein phosphatase 1 regulatory inhibitor subunit 1C
Exons: 5
Coding region: 365-694 (109 amino acids)
Biological process (GO): intracellular signal transduction
Cellular component (GO): cytoplasm
Molecular function (GO): protein phosphatase inhibitor activity
Source: RefSeq, a predicted model, not a curated record